AUGUCUAAUUUACCUCUGCAAAAGACAGGGUUACAAAAAUAUAAAACAAAGAAUACAUUGGUUUAUUCUGGUUCAACUACAAGUGUCUCUGAUGACAUGAGUAAACAUAGUGACUCUAGUAUAAUUGAUAUUCCAGAAAACGAUGAUACAGAUUCUGACGAUAUUCCAUUAUACUGUUUGAAACGGUCAAGACUACUAUGUUCAUCAAAUAAUGAUAAUGAACCUGCUUUGAAUUAUAAAGACGAUCAGAUAUCCGUCGACAUGUUAUGUGAUUCCAAUUGCAAUCAUGAUAUAGUCUCGUCCACUGUUUCUCGUCGCGAAUCGAUGAGCUCUACUAAUUCGAAAAUUUCUUCAUUUCCACCUAUUUGUAAAUCUAUCAUACCUGGCACAUCUUAUGCACAAGCGCGUUGUUCACCAACCGAAUAUUUAAUUUUUAACGGUGAUACUAUGCUGUCAGAUAAAAUACCAAGUCCCUCAAGUGAAAAUGAACAGACGUCUUUGAAUUACUCUGUGAACGAUACAGUUUUGGUUCGUUAUUAUACUAAAAAUAAAUGGAAAUAUUACAUAGGGGUUAUUUCGACUUGUAAUAAUGAUGAUACUUUUGACAUUUCAUUUUAUGUUACAACACGUAGUAAAGGUCAGCUUAAAUUUAAAAGGCCUAAGAAAAUUGACAGGGAUACUGUACCAAAAAUAUCUAUAGAAAAGAUAAUCACAAUUGAUAAAAUAUCUGAUAAGCCAGAAGAGUAUAAAUUACAAAACCAAGCAGAUGCUCUUUAUUUCUAA
Molecule: messenger RNA, 783 nt
Organism: Diatraea saccharalis (sugarcane borer)
Lineage: Eukaryota; Metazoa; Arthropoda; Insecta; Lepidoptera; Crambidae
Source: the annotation of a GenBank genome assembly